Messenger RNA from Saprolegnia parasitica CBS 223.65, 939 nucleotides. RefSeq lists its product as hypothetical. The coding region runs from base 1 to 939 and encodes 312 amino acids. Lineage: Eukaryota; Oomycota; Saprolegniomycetes; Saprolegniales; Saprolegniaceae. The record is from RefSeq and is a predicted model, not a curated record. The transcript has a single exon.
AUGAGCAAGCGCCGGACCGUGGCGUCGCCGACGGUCCUGGACUUGGAGCACGUGCUCACGAGCAUCGUCCAGAGCAUCGAAGCGCCAAGCGCUGUCCAUGCCUUUCUAUCGGCACUGCCGGCCUCUGCGCGCAGCCCGCCGCUGGCCGCGCUGCACGAGCUGCUCGAGCACCCGCUGCGCAUGACGCGAAUUCCUUUUGACUGCGAGCAGCGCGCCAGGAGCCGCAUGUGGCCUCGGCUGUAUCUGGACGAGCUCACACCCGCGGCUACCGCUCUCGUGCGCGAUGCGAUGCCGGUCAUUGCCGCGGCCGCCGGCUCCAACAGCAGCGACGGUGUGCCGCCCGAUGUCGACGCCUUGGCGUGGCUUGAGCUGUGGAGCGUCAAGCUCAUGCAGUAUACACACAAGUACCAUCGGGAUCCACGGGACCUGCCGCGCCGCUGUGCGAUCUUGCGCAAGUGCAUUCGCCUGACAGACGUCGAUCUGCCGCAUGACACGUCGGUCCUCGAGGCCGUCACGACGCCCGCGCACCGCGUCGCGUCGAUCACAGCGUCGUGCAUCGAGACCGACGCGAGCUUCCUCAUGGCCUUGGGCCGAUGGCUACAGUCGACGCACGCCACGUCCUUGACGCUCGAAUACCAGCACAUGGAUCGCCGCGCCGCGGUCAGCGCCGGGCUUGCGCCAAUGCUCGCCAAGACCACGUCGCUCGAGCGUCUGAUACUGCGGAGUAGCGUGCCCGGCGUUGUCGCACCCCUCGUCGCCGUCGCACCGGCGUUCCAGCGCCUGACGCGGCUGGACAUCACGGUGCACGAGGCCGACAAGGCAGCGUUGUGGUCGUUUCUGGAGCGUCUCAAUCGCACCAAGCUGUCCUCGCUGCGCGUUGUCUGCAACGAGAUGGAGCUGAGCCUGCUCGUCCCAUCCUUGCGACGUUCCCAGCCCUGA